AGGGCUGCAGAACACGGCUCAGCUGUCGAUGUAUCGGGAUGCAUCGAAGUAUCGAGUUGGCAUAAAAGAAUCUGGUCUUCGUGUCGUGUUAUUCAUUCCUUAAUUGCGCCUUGCUUUAAUUUGUGGAUUUCCUCACUUUGUCGUUCGAGUAUUCAUUUUAACGACCACAAUGAAUCGGCAGGCGAAAUUCCUAGUCUUGUGCCUCUUUGUUGGCCUCUUCUCCGCGAAUUUGUGCGACGAAGCGGUAACCACACCGGUGCCAAUAGAAACCACCACGCCGGACGCCAAGAACACAACAAGUCCGCCGGACACAACCACCACUGUGACGACACCGUCGACCACAACAACGAGCACCACAACUGAGAAGACAACUGUGACGCCACCAAUCACCACAUCGACUGAGAAGCCCACGACAACCACGCCGGCUAGCAACACCACCACCACUAGCACCACUCCGGCCAGCACCACCAGCAGCAGCACCACUCCGGCCACGACCACCACCACGCCUGCUACCACAACAACUACGACCACUCCGUCUCCGAACUCGACCACAACUACGCCGCCACCACACACAUCGACCACUCCGGCGCCGAAGCCCGUGCCGUGCGGACAUUUCGAUGGAUCCUCGUUCAUUGGCGGGAUUGUGCUGACUCUGGGCCUGCUGGCCAUCGGCUUGGUGGCCUACAAGUUCUACAAGGCCCGCAACGAGCGCAACUACCACACCCUUUGAGCCGCCACCGCCUUUACGUCGGCCUUCAAUGCGGCAGCCGGAGCUGCGGCGGCCAGCAGCAGCGCCGCAUCCACGGAUGCGGAGCGUGUGCGGUUUGUCCAGCCUUCGAUACCGCUAAGGUCGCCGCCAACGCAGCCUCCGCCACCACCACCCGCCCACAUGGGUGGCAGUGGUGGUGGUGCGGCUGCAGCUCCACAAAACUGCUCGCCAUCGGCCCGUGAUCGGUUGCUGCACACAUAAUUUAAACGCGGGGAGCCACACAAUAUUACCCAAUAUAAUUAAUAUCCAAAGAGAUACCCCCGAUACCCCGAUUCCCCAACAAAAAACACACAGAGAAAACGGCAGUCAAGUAAAGUCAGUUCUUAAAUUGAAACGAUAACCCCCUGAGCGGAUUUAAUGCGGGCCGAGAUAGAAGGAGCAGGCUCUACAUUCUUGAAUACUUUCCUUAUCAGUUCACACACAGUUACAUACUACACACUCUGAAAAGAAAUCAAAUAUUUUUCCUUUUAUGCAUUGCAUCCAUAUGUAAGGGAACGUUUUUUGCAAACAUCAGUUUAUCAGCAACUUGAGCGGAUGUUCAACGCCUUAUUGAGGAGUCCGAGGAGCCGCCUGUUACCGGGUUUCCAAGGGCGACCAUGAACCGACAAAUGUAAUGAGUAAUGAGAUCGAAACGAUACGAAUCGAGAGGAGUAAGAACAAAUAACAGCAAAUAUGUGAGACUGCUUGAUAGCGAGAGAGUGAACAGAUCAGAAAAUGGAAAGCGGCUGGCGACGGCUUUGUUUCUGUAAUUCAUAGAGCUACGAAAAGGAAAUAUAAAUUUUGAUUAUAUUUACACAAUUUUUGAAUAACUAAAAUCAAUUCAUUCUAGGAACUAAGAAUAUAUACUACCUAAACUCGAGCUAUACACAAUGGAAACGCGUUUCAAUUUACUCAUUUAAUGUGCAUUUUUUUUCUCCAUCAUUAAAAAUAACCUCUGCUGCGUUUCCCCCGGUCUUUGCCCACUUGUCUAUCGAUUCUGCUCACCCCGCCACUCCGGCGUCCGUGGUAUUGCAAAAAAUCAAUAUAGCGACUAACGAUGCACGCCAACAGGAUUUUCGGAUUGCGAUGCACGGUUGAUAUGCGUUUAUAUGCGAUAUAAACAAAUAUAUCUAGUUAUACUGCUGUAGUAGAUUUCAAUUCGAGAUUCGAGGAAGCCCAGCCCCAUGUUAAUGCAUACACGCAAAUGUUGAAUAUUUUGUACUAGAAUGGAAACUAUACAUAUGAAUUACUUUUACCUAACCCUACCGCGCUUGCUGUUGGAUUAAUACACCUUUGAAGCUACAAAUCGAUCACAUAAACCCUUCAAGUUUACGCGAAUGAACACUCUGUGCACAUGAUCAAUCUCAUAAGUAUAUAAGCUAAAGUAACCAAUCAAUGUAUAUCCAGUAAAUCACUCAACCGGCUUACUACAAAUUAUAUAUAUAUAUCUCUAUAUAUAUAUAUAAAUAUCUAUGUAUAUCGUGUACGAUAAUAAAUAUUUUAAAAAUUUAAA
Drosophila teissieri is the source of this 2261-nucleotide messenger RNA. Its product is annotated as sialomucin core protein 24. NCBI's taxonomy places the organism in Eukaryota, Metazoa, Arthropoda, Insecta, Diptera, Drosophilidae. The record is from RefSeq and is a predicted model, not a curated record. Gene Ontology annotation, cellular component: cytoplasmic vesicle. The transcript has 3 exons.